AUAACAAUAUAAAACACCAGUUGUGCGUGCUAGGCUCACAAGCAAGUUACAAAUUCCUUGUGAUGUGUGUACCAUCAUUUGUGACGUGCUUUUAAUUUGUAGUCACUUUUACACUGACUAUUGCUUUUAUGUAAAGUAUCACGGAGAGGGUUGGUUUAAACUCAAGCCGCAAAUUACAUCCAAUACACUGUAUUGAUCUGAUAGUUAAUUCUAUAUGCACAGUGCCAUCCUCCAAUUAAUGAUUUAUUCUCACUGACGUGUGUGUGUACGACCAGACCGCACAGAUAAAUAGUUUACACAGUGAGGUGUAUCCACGGGAACCAUGCAUCCCCGGCACACAUCAGAAAAAGAGAGAUACUGAACGAGGGAGGGACGGAGAGAGAGGGGGAGAGUAUGUGAGUGAUACUGAGAAGAGGAGUGAGCCUAUAACUCACACUCUCACACACACAGACAGAUGGAGGGAUCUAUGUAGCAGCAGCAGAGGCAGCAGCAGUGUGGUGUGGGACAGAGGGGAUUGUUGUUGCUUGGCUGAGCUGGGACCUGUCCUGUCUGAUGGAGAGCAGAAGGAUGCAGCAUAGUGAGCCUAUUCUUAAGUAUGUGGCGUUGAGGUGAAAGAAGUGUUCGUUGGGAAUCAUGUGACUUCAAAGAGAAUAUUACACUACAGGGACUCCAUCAUGGCUGCUGUGAUGUGGACCUCUCUCCUCCUCUCCCUUGCUCCUCUCCUCCAUCUUCAAGCCUUUACCUUGGCCCCAGAGGGCACCACAAAGGCACCAUCACACCCACAUACAGACAGACAGAUCGAUGACCCAGUACUGGCCUCACACAGCACUGUAUGGCCCUCCUGGGCUCCUGUAGUCCCCACCGCUGGAGCCAGAAUGGCCGACUCUCUGGACUCGUUAACAGGGCUGAAAGACUCCACAUUGGCACCCGAGGAAACUGAGAAAAAGGACAACAAAGACGAGUUUCAGGGAACUAUCAGUGACUACACAGAGACCCAAGGCUUUAAUCCACUCACUAGACCUACAUCACCAGCCCCAGUGAAUGCACAGCUAGGGUCUACAACUUACUCGGACCAGGACCAACCCAGAGCCCAGGCCACAAACAGAGAGUUGUUAGCUCUGGACUUCUCAGCCACUCAACAGAGAGACAUACUGGAGGGAGAUAUCAUGGUGGAAGGGAUUGGAGACGAGUUACAGGACUUCACAGAGGAAACAGGAACAGACAUAAGUGUGUUUCCAGAGGAGGGGUGGCCAAAGUCGGCCACCAAUGAGUCGGCUCUCGUCGACUGCAGCCUUGACACCAGAACCACACCCUGCAACACAACUGAUCAAUCCUGGAGCCCCUUUUACCCCGAUGACAUCAUCUCCAAUCAAUCCCAGCGCCCCUUUCUGUCUCUAACCCCUCCUCUCUUUGUACCUCUGUAUUCUGAUUGGAACUCAGCUCUGGCCACCUGGGGCUUUGCCUGGGAGGCCCACAUCUACGGUCUGGGAUCUGUGUUCACUGCAUUAGGUCUGAUAUCUGUUCUCUGCCUGUUAGGUUUGCCCCUGCGCUGCCCCCCAGGAAGCCCCUACUUUACCCUGCUGCACCUGUUCCUCCUGGCCACCGGAGGCACUAGAGCAUUCUCUCUCCUGUAUGAUGCUUAUAGUCAUCAGGACCACCUGCCUGCUCUGGGCUUUCUCCUCCUCUCUGAACUACCCUUCCCCUGCCUCACCUCUGCCUUCUCCGUCUGCUUCCUCCUUCUCUCCCUCCGCUCUCGCAUGCACCUUUCCCUUCAUUUUUCCCUCUCUCUCUCCCUCCCUCUCUCCACCCUGCACAGGCCUUGUCUCUUGUUCUUCCUCUCCCUGAUGCACUUCGGGGCCUUCCUGGGCUCCAUAGCUCUAUUCCAUGUCUUCCCCAGCCUCCCUGUCCUCCUCCUGCUCCCCCAGGGAAUGUUCAUCCUCCUCUGCCUCCUCCUCCCCUGCUCCUUCCUCCUAUUCUACUGCCAUGUGCGACAAGACGCCAAACACAUCCAACGGCUGAGUGACAGCGAGGGAGAGGUAACAGGUUCCCCAGUUCUGGUGGGGCGGCUGUCCCGGUGCCCAUUCGCUGAGGCUGAGGAGUGGAGAAGGGCAGCAAGGGCUGGAGUGGGAGGGGCUCUGUGCCUGUUAGGGUGUGGGGGGCUUCAGCUGUAUGGGAUGUUACAUGCAUUAGGGCUCGGAGGGGUGAGUGCUGGGGCAGGGUUCCAGCCCUGGCCUUGGUGGGCAUACCACCUGGGCUGCAGGCUCUGUGAGGUGGGGGUGUGUCUGUCCCUGUCAAUCAUCGGCACUCAGCCCCUCCUCUUCUGUUGCUCCAACUCUAACUCCUCCUCCCGGACUAAACUCAACACCAACACCUGUCAGGGGUCCUGGGCGCGGCUGCCCUGUGCCUCACCGGCAGGAGGGCCUAGCCACCCACUUCCCCUCUCUCCCAUCCUCCCCCCUCACUACCCCUGGUCCCUUGGGCAGAAAGAGAAGCAGGUGGUGUGUGAUGUCAUCAGGAAGCGCCAGUCCGAAGCCCUCCCCCUCUACACAAUAAUGGAACCCUCUUCAAAUGGACUGAACCUGCAUCCUAACCCUAACCCCCACCCUGGCCAGACCAAAACCUCCAGACACCCCAACCUCCCUGAUCCUCCAAGCCCACCAGGGAGACUUCAAGCUGGGGUUGAGUCCCAGGGCUCCUCCCAGGGUAGUCUAUGUCUGGACACUGACUCCACAGUGGACCUGCACCCCCCCUCUCCCAUUGACCUGUCCCGCAGCAUAGACCAGGCCCUGUACAGCGAGACCCUGUUCCCUCACAGCCUUUUCAGCCCCUCCAGGCUGUUCCACGCCUCUUCCAGCCUCUCCUUGAACUCCCCUGGCUCCCACCACAGCCAGAGUGCCUCAUGGCCUGGAAACAGCUCAGCUGACAGUCCCCUCUACCGGACCUCUUCCUGUGGAGAUGUGGAUAUGUCUCCUACACGGCCUCCCCAGCCGGGAUGCAUUCUCCCAGGCCACAGCGAUCCCUGCUGUCCGCCUGAGUGCUGGUGGAGAGGUAGUAACUCCAGCUAUCUGUGCCAGGAGUCCCUGAGUGGGUCUUCCCAGGGUCUGUUCUCCAGCUCAGGGACAGGAGGGGCAUGGUCACACCCCCACACCACCAGAGGGCAGCCUUCCCAGAGCAGCCUGCCCAGGACACUCCCCCACGUUACCUAUCACAGACGUUACCGCACCCUCAGCUCGGCCUCUCAGGACAGUCGGGGGGAGGGGCGGCUGGAGGGCAGAGAGGACCUGAGUGAAAGCAGGUUGCUAGAACGGGAUACGGCCGUACAAGCGGAAUUCGUCAACGUGUGCCGACAGAUUGAUGCUCUUAGCGUGUGCAGUGACACUAUUGACCUGUAGGCAGAUGCUACAGGGUUUGAACCAUGCAUCAUCUAUGUGCCACAAGGACGUAAGGAUAUGACAUGUAUAAUGCACAGAGAUUAUAUAUUGACCUCUAGUGAGAGCUGAGGACUUAACUGAUACGCUGCACUUAGUGUUUGAGUGAUGUUAGCAUUCAGAUCAAGCAGCUUUUUCACUGCUACAACAGAAGUGUACAGAGGUAGAACUAACUAUCAGUUGCCGUUUUAUGGGGAUUCUACACAUAGAAAAUAGACUUAUAGAUAGUUAUGUUUGAUUAGUUAUAAGCUGUAUAUAACUGUACAGUUAGUUCCAAAAUGUGCUAAAUGAACAAUGGACUUACUGAAACAACCAAAGUAGAACUGAUUUGAAGAACUUUGAAUAUGAAAUGUCAGUGUAGUGUUGAUGAUAACCAUGCCAAUAUGCAAGAUCACGUUAUGCUUUAGUGCCAUCUACUGGGGGAGAGAGAACAUAAAGUGUAACUCAUACAUUAUAGCUGUUUUUUAAUAAACAGUUUAUAAAGAAUUUAUAAAGCGUGUCCUACCACCAAGCAAUACAACCGUACCUGUUUAUGUCACAACAGCAGUAUAAACUAGGAGUUAUACUAGUGUUCAAGUGUCAAAUGCAGCAAUGGAACCCGAUACCAAAGCAAAGAUCUCACUCAACGUUUUUAAUUUCAUUGAAAAACGGCUCAACUUCGGAUAUUUCAAACCCUUUCUCUACAAUGUGUAACGCGGUGUCGUACGGUGUAUAUAUCAUUAAAGACUGUGUAAAAUAUACAGAGUAUACUAAACGUAAGGACACCUGCUCUUUCCAUGACAGACUGACCAGGUGAAUCCAAGUUAAAGUUAUGAUCCCUUAUUGAUGUCAUUUGUUAAAUCCACUUCAAUCAGUGUUAAUGAAUGGGAGGAGACAGGUUAAAGAAGGAUUUUUAAGCCUUGAGAAAAUUGAGACAUGGAUAUGUGCCAGAGGGUGAAUGGCAAAAUAUUUAAGUACCUUUGAACUGGGUACUGUAGUAGGUGCCAGGCGCACCAGUUUGUGUCAAGAACUCUAACCCUGUUGGGUUUUUCAUGCUCAACAGUUUCCUGUGUGUGUCAAGAACGUUCCAUCACCCUGUGGAACGCUUUCAACACCUUUUAGAGUCCAUGCCCUGACAAAUUAAGGAAUUUCUGAGGGCAAAAGUGGAGGGUGUAACUCAAUAUUAGGAAGGUGUUCCUAAUGUUUGGUAUACUCAGUAAAUGUUUUAUUGUAAAUACAAUGUACAUGGAAAAGAGUUCUACUGGUAUGUCAUGCAUCGUAGACGAGGUAUGAUAAACAAAUUGGGUUUAUGAUGUUUGAAAAAAUUAUUCUUUCUAGUAAUACAAACACACAGUUGAGGACAAAUAUAUUGGCACCCUUGCACUUUUCUUAAAUAUUUCCCUAUUUCUUCUAAAAUAAGAAUAACUUGAA
Oncorhynchus mykiss (rainbow trout) is the source of this 4838-nucleotide messenger RNA. RefSeq names its product proline-rich transmembrane protein 4-like. The record is from RefSeq and is a predicted model, not a curated record. NCBI's taxonomy places the organism in Eukaryota, Metazoa, Chordata, Actinopteri, Salmoniformes, Salmonidae.